GCCUUAUUUAAAGGCAGCUGAUGUCGAAUAGAAGGUCUGACUCCUGUCCGGAUGAUUCAAGACAGGCGACUAUGGACCCAGCACAGCCCCGGCAUGCAAGGGAAGCAGUCCUCGAGUCCCUCCACCUUUACAUAUAAACCCCCAAAACGGUAACAGGAGCCGCUUAUCGGACAUCUGAGAAAGACAAGAACAACGACAAUGCCCUUUCAUUGAACAUGAGCACCAUCAGCAACGCCAGCUACAUUUCCCUCCCUGCCCUCCCCCGCAUCGUCACCGAGUGGUGUGCUCUGGUGCCGCUGGUCGUGCACCUUGCCAGCCCGCACGACGAGUUCCAGGUGAUAGGCGAUGCGUGUCUCCGGGGCAAAAUCCGCCUGGAUCUCAUGCCCAAGCUCGGCCAGCUCAAGGGCGUCGCGAAACUGCUCUCGUUCGGGUCGGCCGUGCUCGACCAGACCAGCAGCGCAGGCGUCGCCGGGUCCAUGACCGUGUGGGACGUGUCCUGGGGCAGCGUGUUCCAGUGCGCCAACGGGGCUGCGAGAGAGCUGCUCACGGCGCACGCCUUCCGCCGGAAGACCGACGUCGUCGAGGUCGAGACUACGGCGCCAGAAGCAGCCGGAGAUGGGAGACAGCCGCAGACAAAGGUGGACGGAAGGGAGCCUGCGACCAAACCGUCCAUCCCCAAGAACGUCGCCUUCAGCCGUCCGCAGGUGCUGCACCUUGUCGAGUUGCGCUUCGACAAGACUUCCUCCGGCAGCAAAGGCUCCACGACCCCCAGCCUUGUAGAGCGAUUGUGCACCGUACUCGGCCACGUCCUCGCGACAGCCCCGAUCUUACCGCUGGCCCUCUGCGGUGCCUACGGGACGUGUGCCCUGCUCCUGUUGUCUCGCGUCAACGCCCUGGUCUGCCAGCGCCUCCCCAUCCACCGACCGCCAGGCUAUCUCGGAAACACCGAGACGUACAAUUCCGCCUGCAUGCUGGUGGCACCCCACGACAAUGCGUCGACGUGGCACCUCUACCGCGGCGACCGCGCCGUCGUCGACUGGCUGCUCAACAAGCCCAUGCUGGCCAUCAGGACGCCACGUGGCUGGCCGUGGGCCUUCUGGUACUUCCAGCUGACGCACUACCUCCAGCUGUUGGCCAUGACCUACGUGGCUGCCCAGAAGGGCUGGGACGGCGUGUUCCUGCUCGUGUUGAUGGUAAUCUCGCGCCUGGCCGGGUCUGACGCGGCGGCGAUGACGCCCUGGGCUGCUCGAGCCGGAGGAGCGGCCGCCAUUUGGCUUCGACAGAACAACAUCAAUAUCGAGGUGAACACGUUUCGCAUGACUGGUCGGACGCAAAUGAUUGGAGCGAUUGAAUUGAUUAACGGCAUGGACCAGAGUGAAGGCUCAUCGCCACAGUCAUCGUCAUCCUCAUUGCUAUCAUCCUCGACAUCCUCCUCUGCUUCCCUAAUUGGAAACCAUCAGGACACGGGCAGCCACGGGACCAGCGCAUCGUCUUCGAUAAGAUCCCAUACCUUGAGCUCUAUGGGUUCAAAACUACGCGCAAAUUGGAUGGACAGCAUCAUCGCACAAUCUCCACGCCGUGACAUGUGGCUAGAACGCUUGAGCACUACUAUGCUUGCCAAAAUGCAGCAGCUGACCCAGCCGAUCUUGACACCAGACGUGGCUACUCCCAGCAUUAUCAACGAAAUCCUCGAACCUGCGAAUAUACCGACGCUCAAUCCGAACCUUGUACAACAGCUGAGCAAUCCUGUUCCUGAGACAGGAGAUGCACAGCUGCCAAGUUCGAAUAGCAACGAGCUCUCCGACACCAUUGAUCGACCCGGACCCGAGUCUGUGAACAUUCCCCCAGGAACUGAUGAGAGACAAGAUCAUCUCGUCAAACGGGCCCUUGAUGCAGAUGCACCAUCAUUGAAUGUCCAACAGCCCUCGGGUCCCGAAGCCGGAGGAUCUGCUGGUCCCGAUUUUCGACUCUCCUCAACUGAGAGUCUCAUGGACGUCAAAUGGGUGGAUCAGAAUGCUCUUUGGGCAUGGGAGACGGCUCGGUGCAUCAUCCAAUCUUGCGCCGCAGCUCCGUCUAUAGAGACAAAUCCCUCGCAGAGUCCAGGCAAUGCACGGAUGACUGCCGUCCAAGCCUAGAACGCGAAGUCUUCAACUCCUUAGACACUGGGUUUGAGACCUUGAAGAGUUGCUAUAAUUCUGAUGUCAUUCCUCGUCCGUAACUCUGGUCAGCAUCAAUCAUCAUGAAUCUGCUGGAAGGAUAGUUGAGUCUUGGAUGCCGAGUCAUGCCGCUGGCCCUUAUUUAUCAUCCAACGGCUUGUAGAAAGGAACCACCGACGAUGAAUAGAAACGGGCAUUGUUUAAGGGACAGGCGAAUUCUGUAAUUUUUGGUCUAUCCUCGUGGCGAAACCAGCAAAAAGAGG
This is a messenger RNA of Cladophialophora immunda, 2419 nucleotides long. RefSeq lists its product as uncharacterized. NCBI's taxonomy places the organism in Eukaryota, Fungi, Ascomycota, Eurotiomycetes, Chaetothyriales, Herpotrichiellaceae. The transcript has a single exon. The record is from RefSeq and is a predicted model, not a curated record. The coding region runs from base 216 to 2135 and encodes 639 amino acids.